This is a messenger RNA of Tauraco erythrolophus (red-crested turaco), 337 nucleotides long. The record is from RefSeq and is a predicted model, not a curated record. NCBI's taxonomy places the organism in Eukaryota, Metazoa, Chordata, Aves, Musophagiformes, Musophagidae.
AGAACAUCACGUACAGACCCAGACUGGCCAGGUGGGCCCUGGGGGGCCUGACGACCACCUCCACCUUUGUGCUGGAGCAGCCCCGCUGCAUCUUCACCGAGGUGCAGGAUAGUGCCGUCAUCUGGCUGGUGGUGGCCGUCCGGACCCCCAAACGGGCCUUUCAGGGCUUCCCCACAAAUGCCAGCGCCUACAUGACCCUCAACACCACCCGCCUCAACUACCCCUGCCCCACAGUCGACCCCUCCGGGGACAUCACGGUGCUGCGCGUCGGCAGCGAGACCAGCUGUGCCAAGGAUGAGUCGAGACCCACCUGCAACGGCCCGCUGCCCGGCCCCGG